Molecule: messenger RNA, 1338 nt
Organism: Gastrolobium bilobum
Lineage: Eukaryota; Viridiplantae; Streptophyta; Magnoliopsida; Fabales; Fabaceae
Product: SNF1-related protein kinase regulatory subunit beta-2-like
Exons: 4
Coding region: 368-1189 (273 amino acids)
Molecular function (GO): protein binding
Source: RefSeq, a predicted model, not a curated record
UAAGUCAGAGAAAAGUGGCAUCCUCAGAGUGAGAGAGAGAGUGAGACUGAGGCUGAGAGGUUCAUCAAACAUAUAAAAUAAUCAAAAACAAUUUUUUUUCCUAUAAUAACAAUGCAACUGUGCUACCUUGAGUCAAUUCCUGGUUUGCUUUCAAGGGUUUGUUAUAUUUAUGUACAGAAAUGGGUAUGCCAGAUUGCUUUCUAAUUCUUUCUUUUCUAUCUAAUGGAUUUGUUUUGUGUUGCAGCUUCCCUUCCUGAGCAUGGAUAUCUACCCUAUUCUCUUUCUGUGUUGGAGUUUUGGCAUGCUAUUUUGAUUUUGAGGAUAAUAGUGAUUGCCAUCAAAAUCUGGGUUUCUUUGACUUUCAGUGAUGGGAAGUAACAGCAGAGGAAAGGAUGGUGAAGGAACUUCUGGAGUUAACAAGGUUGAGGAAAACUAUGAGAAUGAACAAGACAUGAAAUUUCUGCCGGCUGAACUGUUUCCUCGCAAUUCCAAUGGCCCUAGAGCAUAUGAGCCACCACCUCCCUUGCAGGUCCCUGUGGUUGACAUGCAAAGACGUGGAGCGGUAGCGCAACCCCAGCCGGAUGCAUUGCUGCAAAAUGGAUAUGUAGAAUGUGUUCUUCAUGAAAGGUUGAAACGUGUAAAGAUCAUAUGGAAUCAUGCAGGCACAAAUGUUGCUAUUGCAGGAUCAUGGGACAACUGGGAAACCACGGAGCCCUUGAAGAAUGUAGGUCAAAAUUUUUGCAUUGUCAAAGCACUCCCGAUUGCUAUCUAUCAUUACCGUUUCCUUGUAGAUGGCUAUUGGACAUAUGCUCCAGAGUUCCCAUCUGCUACUGAUGAUUCAGGUUAUGGCUACAAUAUAUUGGAUUUGCAGGAUUAUAUCCCAGAAACACUUGAAAGGUUAUCUGAUUUUGAAGAUCCUUCAUCACCACCAUCGAGUUAUGAUAACAUAUUCAAUGAAGAUGAGUUCAGUAAGCCACCACCAGAAUUGCCACCACAACUACCAGUGACAAUAAAACAUGAGCCUUCAUCCACGAGUAAUAGUCGUCUUGUCCCUAGGCCAACUCAUCUGGAACUGAAUCAUCUUUACAUUCACAAAACUGAUAGGGAUCAAUUUGUGGCACUACGAUCAACUCAUAAGUUUCAACACAAAUAUGUUACUAUGGUACUGUACAAGACCCUGCGCAGGUAAAGAUGAUGAAGCAUUUUGUCUUUUGUUUUUUUCCAGCUAUUGAACUGGCCUCGUUUAAGCGGCCUUUAUGAGAACAUUUGGUAAGGUCAUUAAACUUGUAUGUAGAAAAUUGAUUGGAGUAGGUAAAUGAAGAAUUGUUUUCCAUGUAA